AUGGCGGAUCAAUCCAUCAUCAGGAUAACCAAGGCAUGUUCGCCGCCUCAUUGCGGGGAGUUGAGCGACAUCCAGAAAAACUCAGACCUUUCUCUGGCUGUCGCAUGUCGCGAUGUCGACGUACGUAAUGUGAAGGCACUGAUUAUCGGUCCCCACGAGACGCCUUACGAGUUUGGCUUCUUCGAGACUAUCCCAGAAAGUCCCCCAGCGUCAACGCAGUUACCACGAAUGGCGGUCGGUGCCGAUUCAACCCAAACAUAUAUGCUCAGGGACGAGUUUGCCUAUCUAUUCUCGGGUACGUUUCUUCGCGCAAACCGACGGCUCGAUGUGAAUACUGAAUUCGACUGUAGAACAUGGCGCGGAGAGCGAGGCGAAGAAUGGUCUUCUGCACAAGGUCUCGAGUCUAUCCUCCUCUCGAUCCAAAGCCUAAUGUCGUCCAACCCGUACGAGAACGAGCCUGGUUUUGAGGACGCCAACGAGGCCCAAGACAAAAAGAACCAGAAGGAUUACGUUCAAAAGAUCCGUCACGAAAGCUUGCGAAUUUCCGUCAUUCAGCGACUGGAAGAAUACUUAGGCAUUGGUGCUGACGGCAACGUCUCGGCGUCUUCGACUGCUGACAAAGACGAUUAUGAAGUGGAUAUGGAUGGUCUCGAAGACGCCGGCACUGCUUUUGAACCUUUCAAGGAUCUGUGCAAACGUCGCUUCCUUUGGUAUUACGAAUCAUAUCUUGAGUCGAUUCGCAAAGCUAAGGAGGAGGUCAAAGAUGGCCAGGCAUUUGUCAGAAUGCCCUUUGAGGGCCAGGGAAAUACCAUGGAUGGCAAAUUCCACUACACCGAGCUGGAAAAGCGGUUGCGGAAUAUCAAGAAAGUUUUGGAUGAGGAGAGCAAGCAGUGGGCGGCUCAGGGUCUGUCACCCGAGUUCAAAGAUGCGACUGUCACUGUCAAUCUGCGCCGACAGUACGAACAAGUCCUCGAGCACUUCAAGCAGCACGGUCUUGCACACCAUGUGGAACUGGAAGGUGGCAAUCCUUUUGUCUGGGUUCUGACAUACAUCGGCAAGCCCAUGACUCCGUUGGAGGACGGGUUGUUCCGUAUCACGCUUCACCUGAGUCCACGAUUUCCCGAGGAGCAGCCUCGUGCCAAGUUCGAGACGAGAAUUUUCCACCACCGAAUCGCCCCAGACGGUACACCUUGUUAUUACUCUAGCCCCUCACGGCGGGAAGACAUGAAGACGCACCUCGAGGCAAUCAUCGAGAUGCUGGAGGAGGAGCAUCCCCCAUACGAUCCGCGGACUCUCGUCUACCCCGAAGCUUUCAAGCUUUACUGGGGCAGUGCUCAGGAUAAGAAGCAGUACCGGCAAAGAUUACGCCGGUCAGUCCAGGCGUCGAUGGAAGAUCUCUAG
Messenger RNA from Diaporthe amygdali, 1401 nucleotides. RefSeq lists its product as uncharacterized. The transcript has 6 exons. The record is from RefSeq and is a predicted model, not a curated record. Lineage: Eukaryota; Fungi; Ascomycota; Sordariomycetes; Diaporthales; Diaporthaceae. Bases 1 to 1401 code for a protein of 466 amino acids.